This is a messenger RNA of Polyodon spathula (Mississippi paddlefish), 1001 nucleotides long. RefSeq names its product exocyst complex component 1 like (gene exoc1l). The record is from RefSeq and is a predicted model, not a curated record. The transcript has 3 exons. The coding region runs from base 1 to 513 and encodes 170 amino acids. NCBI's taxonomy places the organism in Eukaryota, Metazoa, Chordata, Actinopteri, Acipenseriformes, Polyodontidae.
AUGUCAUCAUUACUUAAGGAAGAAAUGCAGAAGAAGAUAUUUAGACCAGAUGGACAUCAUUUGGAUGAGUUUAUUGAAAUAGUUUAUUCUGCACAAGGAAGAUAUUUUUUGUGUGUAUCAGUGACAAAGGGCCAGGAAGUACAGAUAUCUCUGCUGAAACACACCAGAUCCAAUUUGGAUGACAAAUAUGAGAAAACUGAAACAUGGUUACUUAAAGACCUGCUGUUGCUUGAUGGAAGAGAUUCAGAUACAGACAACCCACACUUUGACAUGCAUUAUGAAAAAAUGUACACUUUGGAAGCCUUGAGCUGUGCUGCCAAAUAUGCCUUUGCUCGCUGUUUGGUACAGCUUAGCAGGAGAUAUUACAAGAAGGAGCUUAAGAUUGUGAACUUUGAUACAGCCUACACUGAACCCACAUCCCUAUCAUCAAAUAGGGGAGACUGCAUGGUUUUAAUGCAGAUAUGUUUUUAUGCUUUCAAUCUUGUGUGUUUAUCAUUAUGUCCUGUAUCCUAGUGUGGGUUAAAAACUUCUGCUGUUAAAUAUUGCAAGUGUUUGGCCAGUUACAAAGGUGUUUUAUUUACGGUGUUUGUAACCAAUAAGAGUUGUAUGAUAUUUUUUAUGUUUGAAAAUAUAAAAGUGCACAUUGUGUGUAGAGACUCAAAUGUACAGUAGUUUAACCCGUCUUUCUCAUGCCUUAAGCUUCAACACCAGUUUUGGGUUUUUAAUCAUUAAAACUGUUGCUGUAGCUAGUUUUCUUCUUUUUCCUUCCGAGUUUCUAUCAAAGGAAGUUCUUAGUCAAACCACAGUAAAUAGUGUCCUGGCUUUUGAUGGUGUAGUGUCCCUUCAGAUUGAGGAUAUCUACAGCAGGUAAUGGCACACAUUUCAUCCUCACAUUUGCACAAAUGUCCCAUUAUAACUUAUCUCGGUGUGUGAAACUAGCCUGAAUAAUGAUUCAGGCAAGCCUGAAAAACAUUUCUUUGUGUUGGGACUGAAACCUAAAA